Oikopleura dioica is the source of this 1314-nucleotide messenger RNA. NCBI's taxonomy places the organism in Eukaryota, Metazoa, Chordata, Appendicularia, Copelata, Oikopleuridae. The record is from the annotation of a GenBank genome assembly.
AUGAAAACUUUGACAGAAAUGAGCGUCGAGGAGUUAAAGCUCAAAAUCAAAAACCAAAAAGAAAGCAAUGCCACUAUCCAGAGAAAGUUUAAUGAAGCCACCGCAACCAUCAAGACUAAGAAUUCUGAAAUUCUAAAGCUGAAAUCUGAAAUAAAAUCGCACGGUGAAGAGUCGACAUCCAAGGACGAAAUCAUCAAAAAUCUUCAAGCUCAAAUGAAUGUGGAGACACGAAAACUAGAUGAUAUGGUAAAACUGCACGAAGAUGGUAAACAAACCUUAAUUCAUCAGAAUUUUCAAAUCAAAUGCCAGCAACAGAAAUUUGAGAUAGACGCUACAAGAAAUCUGCACGAGAUGGCCAAAUUUCACGAAGGAAGACUAAAAUCAAAAGACCAGAUCAUCAACAAUUUUCAAGCCCAAAUAAAUAUGGACAAUAGAAAAAUGCAUGAAAUGAUGAAAAUCAGCGAAGAUCGUAAAAAGGCGUUACUGCAUGAGCAGUCUCAAGUUCAAUGCCUAAAACAGCAACUCGAAAAAGAUGGUCAAAAACAGUCUGGGGUAGAAGAAGAAUUGAAAAAAGAAAUAAACGAAUUGAAAGAUUCCUACUCCUUAUUGCAGGAACAUGUUCGGAAUAAAGAGUUACAACUUGCGAACGAAAUCAGAAAACUGGAAGAAAAAGACAAGCUGAUAAUAUUUAUAACAGAUGAAAUCAAAGAUCUCAGAAAAACUCAUGACAGCCUGACUUCAUUUGCCGAAUUAAGGAAACAACUAGAUGAUGAAGAUGCCAAAAGAAAUAUGAAAGAAAUAAUGAGGACUAACGAAGAUCAGAAAAAUUCUCUUGCUCGCCAAGAAUCUCAGAUACAGCGGCUCGAGAAACAGAAAAUAGAGCUGGAAAAAGACAUCUCCAAACACACCGAGCUUGAAGAUGAAUUGAAAAAAGAAAUAAACGAGAUGAAGGAUUCUUAUGUCUUACUUCAAGAGCAAAUGCGGGAUCGAGAAUUAGAAGAUACGAACGUAAUAACGGAUCUAAAAGCGAAACUUGAAGUAAAAAGGCAGGAGAAAAUUGACUUUGUGAUGAAGCAAAUGAAGUCAGAAUCAAAAAGCAGACAAGUUCUCUCCCUAAUAAAUCACCAACUGAACGAUUUCAACGGCAAAUUCGACAGCCAAACUGCUGAACUCAAGGAAAUCAACUGUAAAUUCGACAAGCAAACAACAGAAAUUCAUGAAUUAUGCAAACAGAUAGAGGAGCUCAAGAUGGAGAAUCAAACCCUUGCUGGGCUCUACCGCAGCGAAAAAAAGGUAGCAUCGAAAUUUCGUUGA